Messenger RNA from Cordyceps fumosorosea ARSEF 2679, 546 nucleotides. RefSeq lists its product as hypothetical. The record is from RefSeq and is a predicted model, not a curated record. Bases 1 to 546 code for a protein of 181 amino acids. The transcript has 3 exons. Lineage: Eukaryota; Fungi; Ascomycota; Sordariomycetes; Hypocreales; Cordycipitaceae.
AUGGGAGACUUGAACGAAUUCCGCACUCACAGAGUCGCCGACGUCUUGUCCGACUUUUGUAAUCUCCAGCGCUGCAUUGCUUCCGCAAACACCACUGCACCCUCCCAGGCCGACUACUUCUCGCCGGCAUGGACCCUGCUGCGGCAAUGCGCCACCGACGGCCAGUUCAUCCUUGAUUGCUCUGCCGAUGUGUCCCGCCCAGUCGGUAGGACUGAGCACGAGCAGCAGAAGCUCGAGCUUCAACACGUUUUGCUGGAUGCCUACGCCCGUCGGCACGAGGCCCAGAAGAUUUACCUGCGCCAGAUGGCGGCCCAGCGCUGUAUAAGUGACCGCAAGCAUAUCCUCGACUCGUCAGGUGGCCGCCCCAACCCAUCCAACCAGCUACUCUUGCACUCCUGCGACGUCCAGCUUCAACAGGAGCUGCAGCAAAUCACCGACGAAUUCAUUUACCUCGACAUGCUAAGCGGUGACCAGAACCUUGGCCGCUGGACGGCCGAGGACCCUGGGCUCUACGACAUCCUGAACUGGUUGAGUACCCGCUCCUAA